AUGUCAGCCUCAAGAAAUGCAAAUCCGAAAAAAACACCCACUACACAAGCUGAAGUUAUGAAAUCUUGGGUUGAGGAACUGAAAUUGAACUUUCCCAAACGUUCUACUACAAAUCCUCUACUCCCUGAAGCCCCCUCACCACCAACAUUACAAGCCGAAUCUCCUUUUCUCCAUGAUGACGGUGACGACGAUACAUGCUCCAACAAUGGUGAACAAUACGACGAGCUCUAUGCUGAUCUUAUCAACGAUCAGGAUGAAGAUGACGAAGCUGACAUGUAUGAAGACAUCCUUCCUAUCGUCAAAACUAUAUCUGCAAAGCAUGUUGCCACAGUCUCGGAAAAUGUAUCUGCAAAUGUUGUUGCUACUGUCUCGAAACCUCAGCAAGAACCUAUCAUCAUAAAACAGGAACAGAUGACUCCAAAGCCCAUAGAUCCUCCUACUCCCACUCUAGCACCUGAAUUUGGUGGUGAAGCUGAUGAAGACGAAGAAGAAGAUAGCGGUGACGACGUACAUGAUCUCCAAUUGAAACUGGAAGAUGGUCCUCCGGUCUUCUUUCCUCCAUUCGACGACAAUAUGGCUUCCUCUCCCGUGACAGAUGCCAUGGUGUUUGGAUCAAGCAGGAGACCUCAGCAUGUCUUUGUAUGUCCUGUUGCAGAUUGCGACAAGUACUUCACUCGUAAAUAUAAUUUAAAGAUACACUAUAAGAUACAUGAUGCAAACAGAACGAAACCUUAUCUAUGCACAUACUGUGAUGUACGCUUUGAUCGUACUCAUGACUUGAUUCGCCAUCGCAAAACUCUCAAGUGCAAGAAAGCUGCUCCUCAUUACCACGCAAACGCUAUGAAGCUCUCAGCUCUGCAUCAGAGUUUUCGACAAACAUCCCUAUUCCCGAUAAUCGUCAAGCGAUGCACCUGCAAACGGAGCAUAUUCAAUGACAUGAAUGACAGGAAUCUACGUAACGGGUUUGUGUUGACUCAUGCGCAGGAACGGAAGGGGUUUGAGAAAUCCAAAGAUUUGAUGGUGGUCUUUGGAUGGUAUGGCAGCAAUGAGAAGAAUUUGAGGCAUUACGUCGCUCUCAACAAUCGCAUGGGAUUUGACACGCUGACACACAUCAGUCCUGCUAAAAUGCUCUACAACCCAAGGGACUUUUUCACGUCCUCGCAGACUCUGUUAUCAAAACUGAUACCCUUCUGGAUUGAAAGACGGAAACAACCAGGCUUCGAAAACGCUGCCGUCAGAUUCCACGUAUUCUCAAAUAACGGGAUGUUUUCAUAUUCGGUGAUGGCACAAACAGUAGCCAUACGUCUAGGAAUCGAAGCUGUGAAUUCACCACUACCAGCACGACUGGCACCAGCGUUCGAAAACAUCCCAACAUCUGAUCUAGAGCUAUUUUGGAAUUGUAUGAACUCACCAGCUUCACGAGUGGUUUGCGAUUCAGCUCCGGCACCGCUGGUACCUGAUCUAAUAGUCAGAGGCCAGAUUGCAAGCCUGUCGGGCAGCAAGGUUGCCAAAUUCUUCGACUUAAAAUACCGAGAAUACAUACCGGUGGUGUCGCCAGCUCUCGAGUUGGCGUAUACAGUGUUUUGCAGGACUCCAUGGAUUAAGCAUUACUUGUCGAGGAUGCAUCUGUCGUUGCGACAAGUGCCGGGGAAUGCAAGCUAUCUGUUUGUCUAUGGGGGAGGUGAUCGUGUGAUUAGAGCAGAGAUUAUAGAGUUCUACAUCAAAGAGUUACAGCAACGAGGGAUAGAUGUUAAAGCCAAGAGAUUUGAGGACUCUGCUCAUGUGUCUCAUUACCGCGAGUACACGAAUGAGUAUACUGAUGUCGUCCGUCAAUUCCACGGUUGUAAAAACCACGGGCCAGUAUAG
Synchytrium microbalum is the source of this 1866-nucleotide messenger RNA. RefSeq lists its product as uncharacterized. The record is from RefSeq and is a predicted model, not a curated record. Lineage: Eukaryota; Fungi; Chytridiomycota; Chytridiomycetes; Synchytriales; Synchytriaceae. The transcript is spliced from 10 exons. Bases 1 to 1866 code for a protein of 621 amino acids.